Molecule: messenger RNA, 375 nt
Organism: Necator americanus (New World hookworm)
Lineage: Eukaryota; Metazoa; Nematoda; Chromadorea; Rhabditida; Ancylostomatidae
Exons: 1
Coding region: 1-375 (124 amino acids)
Source: RefSeq, a predicted model, not a curated record
AUGUCGAGGGUCAUAGAAGUUUGCCGGGAAUACCGCCGAACCCUUGUUCUAACCUUCGUCGACUAUGAGAAAGCACUUGACAGCGUAGAAACAAAUGCAAUACUAUCAGCGCUGGUCGAUCAAGGUGUGGACGUUUCGUAUGUGAGGACAUUAGCCAAUUGCUACGAUCGAUGCACUACGAAGACACAGCUUUUUCGCCGCUUCCUCACAAUACCCUUUGGAAAGGAGGUACGACAAGGCGAUACUAUAUCGCCGAAGCUGUUCACGGCUGCAUUGCAAUGGAUAAUGGAAUCACUUUACUGGGAAGAAAGAGGCAUACGUGUUGAUGGAAGAUUUCUGUCGAACCUUCGACAUCGUUCUCUUUUCGAGAAGUAG